This is a messenger RNA of Mytilus californianus (California mussel), 1596 nucleotides long. RefSeq lists its product as uncharacterized. The record is from RefSeq and is a predicted model, not a curated record. The transcript has 4 exons. Bases 67 to 1596 code for a protein of 509 amino acids. Lineage: Eukaryota; Metazoa; Mollusca; Bivalvia; Mytilida; Mytilidae. Gene Ontology annotation, molecular function: RNA polymerase II cis-regulatory region sequence-specific DNA binding; DNA-binding transcription factor activity, RNA polymerase II-specific. Gene Ontology annotation, cellular component: nucleus; transcription regulator complex. Gene Ontology annotation, biological process: regulation of transcription by RNA polymerase II.
CAUUGAUUUUACCUGUUCAAAGGUGUGAAAAACUUGUAGAUUUCAUGCUUAUCUUUGGCUUUGAAGAUGACUGAAAACUACAUCGAUUUAUUUGAAAGAUUGUCGAACACUGAAAAUGACAAUUUUAUUGAAAUUGUCCCGUUACUUGGAGAAGUUGCCUCUACGCUGAUCCUAAAUUGUCUUUUUGAUGAAUUUGGUAAAAUUCUGAAGAAUAUAGAGGUCUCGAAAUUAAAUAUUUUGAAAGACAACGAGAAGUUUCUUCGAGCAAUGAUAGCAUUCUACUAUGAAAAGAAAAGCUAUAGACAAGUCUUCGAAAUGUUGGCGACUGGUAAAUUUUCCGAUCAUUCUGGUUUGAUUGAAAUCUGGGAUAAUGCACAAUACGCACUGAAAGAGGAACAAGUGGGGAAACCUCUCACACCUUUGAUGAAGUUUCGCACACGACAGAAAUUUCCGCCACCUAUUAAUAUCAGCCCAUCUGGUGGAAGACCCACGACAAAACUGUCUGAUCAGGCAAAAUCUGUACUUAAAUCAUGGUGGUCUGAAAAUUCACAAAACCCUUAUCCUACACAAGGAACUAGGGAGGAGAUUGCGAAUCGAGCAGGCCUUACAAAUUGUCAGGUCAAAACAUGGUUUGCAAAUGCUAGACGUCGACAGAAAAUGAGCACAGAGAGAAACCAAAUGAACUAUGAACUGUACAUGAAAAAGAAACGUGAGCUUUUGAGUACAAAUGGCACACAAGCAAGGCCUAUAACUGCUGAAAUAGAUAAACCAAGUGCAUCUACCGAAAUACAUUCCAUUGACAAAACCAAUUUACAUGGAACAGGUACAAUGCGUAUACCUCAAUGCACAACGACUACUCCACAGCAGGGUUUUGAAGAAUCAUUUCAAAGCACCACCCAAGGUCGACACCCGUCACAACCUUUCAGGUAUUUUGUUACCAUUCCCAAGUUGAUGCCAUUGGACUAUAACAAUAAUUUUGUGUACGAUGGUAUACCGGCAGUUCAUGGACCGAAUUUCAACGAGUCCAUCAGCACAAACUGUAUUCAAAAUUUAACACAACUAUGUAGAAACGUUGAUUCUAGCGAUGCAGGCGACAGUGUAUACCAAGAGUUCCAAUCAAGAAAUCCCAUAUCACAUAAUAAUGGACUUCGACCAUUUGUCAAUGUUCAGAAUAACUACCAUCAUGCAUUUCGGUACCAGAAUAUUGAUGACACUCGUGUAUCAUUUGGACCAGAAAAUCAGUCCAGUCCAGUACCAAACUACUGGCCACGUGUACGAAACACUGUUCAGAAUUGUGCGCAAGUAACCGAUACUUAUGGCUUAAAUAACAUGGAUGGGAGAAAAAGUAUACACAUGUGUAACCAUAGUGAUCACAGACAGGCUUCUGACAUUUUUAACCCAAGAGCAGAAGUAAACGACCAGGUCUUCAGUAAUCCGGUGUGCCUAUCUCAACAUAUUAGUCCAAGAGUACCAACGUUUUCAUUCCAACAGAAUGAUUGUACCACAUUAGUUUCUGACCAAAGUCUAACAAAUACCCCUAGGUUAUUUUCACGUGCAGUAGAUAUCUCCACCAAAGUACUAAUAGGUAAGCAAUAA